AAAUGGAUUACAUUUUUCUUCUGUGACAAGGUUAACAUUAGUUACAAGAAUGCAGCCCCCAUAUAUCGAUACUGGUACACCCUUUGGUGUGCGCGUUUUGACGCUAACCGUGCUUUACGUUGCUUUCUCCAUAUGGGUCAAAUAUGUGAUAGGACGCUCUCCAGUUGGCUUCCAGCGGCUCAUACUUUCCAUACCAGUCUUUGUCGUCAGUAUUGCGUCCCCAUGGCUGUUCAACUCCAACGAUGAACUGCUCACACGAAUUUCCUGUGCCUUCAUCUUUUCAUGGCUAUGCACCUCCAAGGUGCUGGCCUUCUGCUUGGGGAGGGCGCCGCUACGCGAGGGCAUGACCGCUCCCCAGAUCGCAGCUGUCAUGAUACUGCCCGUCUUCCCCAAGCCACCUGAGCGCGCCAAGACGGGUCCCGUGGGCCGUCUGCACGACACCGCGGGGACGGGCUGGGUGCUGGCAGGCAGAUGGAUGGGCAAAGUCGUCGUGCUCGGCCUCAUUGCCUACAUCGCCCUCACCUACGGAGACAGCCUGCCUCAAGUUCUAAGGCACUACAUGCAUAUAAUGGGGCUCUACUCCUUCGUUGGGUUCCUGAUGGACGGUCCCGCCGCCCUGGCGGUGGAGGCGCUGGAGCUGCCGCUGGUGCCCACCUUUGACGAGCCCUGGAAGAGCUGCUCGCUGGCCGACUUUUGGGGCCGCCGCUGGAACAUCACCACCUCCUCCGUGCUGCGGGUGCUGCUGUACGACUGCAUCGUGGACGGAGCGCUGAUCAACCCACGGCGAAGCAGUACGGCAGAGCCCGUCGGCCCGCCUGCCAAGACUCCUGCAACACCAGCUGCCCAGGAUGCAGCUCCGGAGGGGCAGCAGUCAGGUGGAAAGCAGCAGCAGCAGCGGCAGCAGCAGGGGGCGGGGGCAGUGGCGGGUCGUGGGACGAAGCCCAGCAUGUUUCGGAGGCAGCUGGGGCUGCAUGCGACCUUCCUGGCGAGUGGGCUCAUUCACGAGUACAUUCUGUGGACCGUCAGCGGCACCGGCAAGUGGGGCUGGAGGUGGUGUCUGUUCUUCUACAUGCAGGCGCCCCUCAUGACCGCUGAGGCCUACCUGGGGCGGCUCAUGCGGCGGGCGGGGCUGCACGCGCCGCUGCUGCUGCGGAUCGCACUCACGCAUGCAGUGAUUGAGCGGAUGUCCGGCCCGCUGUUCUUCGUGCCCGUGGAGCGAGACACCGACCUGGCUGCCCGAGUGAUCCGCGCCACCACCGCCAACUACCUGGCCCUGUUGGAGCCGCUGGGGCCGCUGCUGGGGCCGCUGGCCGCGCAGGUGGGGCAGCAGCUGGGGCCGCUGCUGACAGCGGCCAGCGCGCCGUUCAAGGCGUGAUGAUGCUGAUGCAGGUUUAGGUGCGGUGUGGUGCGAUACUGCAGGUAGGGUAGGUAGGGUUGGGUUCAUCACCCGUGUUCCCUUUUAGGGAACCAUUGUAAAGGUCAAACAUUCAGGCCGGGGCUGCCGGCCGGGAUGCUGUGUGGCAUUGCGGUCUGGGACUUGAGAGAACUGCUAGGCCGGCAAGACGGUGCAUUGUAGGUGCAAUGUAGCGGAGCUGGGUCUUUUUUCGCAUGGUCCACUUUGGUUUGUAUGGUGAUGGUGUUUAGGCCGUGGGAUAUGGGGGCUGGGGUAAAACAGGCUGCUGCGGGUGCAGAAGACUGACGGACGAAGAAAGCAAUCGACGUUUUUUCAGCCUCUGCUACCUGUAGAAGUCGCAGAAGCAUUCCGGGGUUGUGGGAAACGAAGACGCAGUGAAUUUGUAUUUUUGUUACGGUAGCACAGGGCUGGGGCGGACGAAGGCCGGCGGCGUGUUGCAACGCCGCCUGUGGAUUGUCCUCAUAGCUUGUUUAGCAAGGGCUGUACUGCAGGCAAGGACUGAAUGUGAUGGCCUACGGCUUGUGCUGCUCGUAAUACCGAAGAAUUUCAAAGAAGGGGAUGAUUACGAGGUUUACGGUGUAUGUGGAGCGUUAGGGUGCCUUUCAGGCUGUGCAGCCAUGCAUGGUAUUCUGUCAUGCGGAGUGGCAGAAAUGGUGCGCUGGACAAACGCUGCUGGUACCUGCUGGAGGGAUGUGGCGUUUAGUCAGGUGGCGGUGCCGGUACUGGAAUUGCUGCGGGCGCCAAAGCGCUGUGUUAAGGAAACUGUGUUGUGCGCGUCAUGCUGUACUAUGUGUCUCGCCAUGUGUGACACUGGGUCCGUGACAGACAUAAGAUAGCUCGGCUUGCCUUACGUGUGAUGCGUCCUCAUGCAUGGCACAGAACGUUUGAGUUUGGGUUGUACCUGUACGUGGAUUGGUCAUGGUCCAGAAGGUGUGGUCCGUAGCAGUGUCACCAAUGUAGGAGGACCCGCGUUCCGUAAACGUGGUGCUGUCCUUAGCGUCCGCAGUUGUUGCAUGGCCCAAUUAGGAGAGGAAGGGGUUGCUGCUGCCAUGCACAUGAGCACCUAGCUGUCGCGCGUGGCAUGGCAUAACGUGACAUAGCAAAAUGGCAGAGACAGUGCAGUGUGUGGUGUUGUCUUUCCGGCGUGUUGCGCUUCUCUUGCAGUGUAGGGGCGGGUUCAUCACCCGUGUUCCCUUCUAGGGAACCAUUGUAACGGCC
This is a messenger RNA of Astrephomene gubernaculifera, 2632 nucleotides long. Lineage: Eukaryota; Viridiplantae; Chlorophyta; Chlorophyceae; Chlamydomonadales; Astrephomenaceae. The record is from the annotation of a GenBank genome assembly.